ACAUGAGGGGUUCAGGCGCUGGUCACUGUGUGGAUUCCACUUCACAGACACCAGAUCAGCGUUUGAGGUUUAUGCAGGAAUCGGAUUAUGCUCUCAUAAAGUCCACCCCCGUCCCCUUUUCACCCCCCACUCUCCCCUCCCAUCCCCUCCUGAAUGGGGGGCGCUGCGUCUGCCCGUCCCCGCUUGCCUCUUUGUUCAAACCGAUGCUGCUUCUGUCCCUCAGUGCUGCUGAUGCUGGUGCGGAGGGAGGGGGGGCAGAAGGACCACCUUGCUGUGUGCGCGCCCGCGCGUCACCCUCUCUGCUGUGAUCUUGCAGAUAUCAGUGUCUGGGGGGAUGACCGGCGGUGCGGACUGCUGCUGCUGCUGCUGCGCGGAGAGGAUCAUGUGGAAGAGGGAGUGAAAAGUCCCAGGAAGCCCGUGGACGCACUCCUCCAGCCCUCCUCCGCAAAGUGCUGCUUCACCCCCCCUUUUUUCUCCUCUCUCCUCCACCCGACUCUUCUGCUCCCACCGGCAGCUGCACCUUGGCUGAGGCGCAGAGCUUUCGCUGACAUUCCUGAGGGCUGCACCGGCGACGCGCACCUUGUUCCGUCAGAGACGACACUUUCUCAGCAGCACAAAGAUGGUGGCUGCUCACGGCACAGCUGGGCUGCAGAUCCUGCAUGUGCUGUUGCUGCUGCUCUCUUCAGGCUUGGGUGCAGCCUCAUCGAUUGUUAACAUGCGCAGAAUAAUGCAUCCGACAGAAAAGCAGACGCUUGCGGGCACAGCUGUUCUCCCGUGUGUCUUUACCCUCCAGACCAGCUCCUCCAUCCAGACUCCAAACAUCCUGUGGACUCACACCAGGCCACCGACCGGAGCACAAGAUGCUCCUCAGGAGCAAAUUGUGCUUUCUGCAAAAGGUGAUGUAAUCAAGGUGAAUAAGGCUUUCAGCGGCCGCAUCAUUCUGCCAGGAUACACUGCCAAUCCUCUGAAUGCUACCAUGGAGAUCUCCAGCCUCCGUAUCAACGACUCAGGCACUUACCACUGUCAGGUUGUCAUUGGCAACGACUAUGAGAGAGACACUGUGGCCCUGGUGGUCUCUGGUGUGGUGUUUCACUACCAGGCUCCCAACAGUCGCUACGCCCUCACAUUCAGAGAUGCCCAGCAAGCGUGCCAGGAGAACUCUGCGCAGAUAGCCUCAGCGGCGCAGCUGUGGGCAGCCUACCACCACGGCUUUGCCAGCUGCUCAGCUGGAUGGUUAGACGAUCAGACUGUCCGUUAUUCUGUGCAGCAGCCGGAGCUUGGUUGCUAUGGACACGAGGAGUAUUCUGCCGGAGUGAGGAAUUAUGGGAAGAGAGACCCGAAAGAGCUGUUUGAUGUGUAUUGCUUUGCUAACGAACUGGAUGGUGAAGUGUUUCACUCCUCGGUCCCAGACAGAUUAUCCCUGUCUUCAGCCUCAGACCGUUGUGUGUCCCUUGGGGGCCAGCUGGCAACGGUGGGACAGCUUUAUCUAGCCUGGAGGGCUGGUCUGGACAGCUGCGCCCCAGGCUGGUUAGCUGAUGGCAGCGUCCGCUUCCCGGUGACCUGGCCUCACCCAGACUGUGGAGGAUCCCAGCCUGGAGUUCACACUGUGACGCCAAACAGCACCGCCAACAACGCCACAGCUCUGUAUGAUGCCUACUGCUACAGAGGUAAAGUAGAAGAGACGGGCUCUGCUUCUCAGAUCUACAGCUCCCUGUGGAAGCCCUGGAGCUAUCUCACAGGCUCCAGUGAUGCUGACUCUGCAGCGACAGACGGAUCCAACCUGACUACACAACAAACCACCACGAUCAGAGAUGACAACGUUUCGUCAAACUGGACCGGACUGGUUGAGCUGGAGGACGAGCCUUCCUCUCACUCCACUUCCGCAGACCCCUGGUCCUCAGAGUCCUCUGGGUCAUUUGUGACCCUCCAGCUGAUGCCAGGACAGAGUUCCUUUGACUGGGGUGAGCCAACGGAGCCUGGCCCAGAUUCUGAAGAGUUUCUUCGACCUCCAGUUCACCCGACCCCCUCAGAGAAGAAGGUGAUCUCUAAAAUUGUCAAGUCUAUUUGGAAGCCUUGGAACUAUCUGGCAGGGACUGAGGAUGAGGAGGGAACCCAGGCUCCGAAUGCAGAGGAAAAGGACACAGCAACAAAAGAAGCAAACUCCAAUCCUUCCAGUGUUGCAUCACCAGGCCUGUUUUCUUGGGGGAGUUCAUGGUUCAGCAGUCCCUCAAAGGAGGACGUUUCACCAGUUAGUGAGGAGUCCCCUUCUCAUUUGGCAUCCACUGUGGCCUCCUCCAGUGAUCCUGUGACAACAGUGGCCAUCAAAAGCUGGGAGAACACACUUAAUGCGUCCAGCACAACCCCUGAAAUCAUGUUCUCCAGUAAAGAAACUUGGAUCCGAGUGGAACCAGAGACUACCACCCUGCCGGAGCAGAAGAAGGAAACUGUGACCUCCAGGGCCAGUGGCAGAGGAGGAAGAGGAAGAGGGAAGAAGAACAGAGGGGAGGAAAGACACAGAGGAGAGGAAAAAGGGAAAAGACAGGAGAAGGAAAAAACAGAGGAAGAAGGAAGUGGAGAAGUUGGUGCAGAAGCAAAGGGGGAGAUUCAAGUGUCACGACGACCAGCUGGAACAAGUAAACCAAGAGAAAGAUCCAGGGAAAGAUCGCGAGAAAGGGGUCAUAGAAAAGCACAACCUACCACCACCGCUACUACCACUUCAUCGCCAACUACUCUGGAAACCACACUGAUAACUACCACUGAGACCGACAUGUCAGAGUCCAACUAUCAGUCCACUUUAGCUGCAUCAGAAAGCUCAUCCCUCUCUGUUUCAGACAAAUCAUAUUCAGUUCUGCCCUCCUCUCAAUUCCCAACAACCUCACUGUCUGCAUCUCCCUCCCAGUCUGAAUCCUUCCAAGAAUCCCAGUCAUCGUUACUCCCCCUAUCUUCCUCCUCCUCAGGUACAGAGAUGGCUCCACCUACAUCCCAGCCAUUAUCCGUCUCUCCCUCAUUGUCUGAAUCAAACCCCCCUACACAGACAGAAACAUUUGGACUGGUUUCAACUCCUAAUGCAGACAUCCAGGACAAUUCCACUAAUUCCCACACACCUCUUCACUUGGUCCCAGUGGAGAAAGUAGCUGUGAACAGCUCUCAGGCUUAUCCUCUGUCACUGCCGGGAGCGCCAGAAGAAGAGGAACCUGCUUGGUCCCAUGCUGUUGGCUCAGGAGCUCUCUUACCUGUUAAUGUAGACGAAGAAGCAAGUAAAGGAGGACUGAGUGCCAAUACCACGUCUUUCACUCCAACAGCUGAAGUGGAUCCCUGCGUGACAAACCCGUGUCUGCAUGGAGGAAAGUGCCUUCCUCAAAGAACAGGCUACAGCUGCUACUGCCCACAAGGAUUCGCCGGAGAGAACUGUGAGAUCGAUGUAGAUGACUGCCAGUCUGAACCAUGUGAAAAUGGAGGGACCUGCGUGGACAAGAUUGAUUCAUUCCUCUGUCUUUGCCUGCCGAGCUACGGAGGAGACACGUGUGAGAAAGACGUUGAAGGUUGUGAGCACGGCUGGAGGAAGUUUCAUGGUCACUGCUACAGAUACUUCAGCCACAGACACACCUGGGAGGAUGCAGAGAAAGACUGCAGAGAACACAGUGCUCACCUCAGCAGCGUCCUCUCCAAAAACGAGCAGGAGUUCAUCAACGGUCUUGGUCAUGACAACGCCUGGGUCGGUUUGAAUGAUCGCACAGUGGAGGAGGACUUCCAGUGGACUGACGGCAACGAUCUGGUGUAUGAGAACUGGAGAGAGAGCCAGCCGGAUAACUUCUUUGCAGGCGGCGAGGACUGCGUGGUGACCAUCGCCCACGAGGACGGCAAGUGGAACGACGUUCCCUGCAACUACAAUCUACCUUAUGUCUGCAAAAAAGGCACAGUGUUGUGCGGGACCCCUCCAGCAGUGGAGAAUGCUCACUUGAUAGGCCGGAGGAGAUCCCACUAUGACAUCCAUUCAGUGGUGCGCUACCAGUGCUCUGAAGGGUUCUUUCAGCGCCACAUUCCCACUGUUCGAUGCCGGGCCGACGGAAGCUGGGAGAGACCCAGAAUCAUCUGUACAAAGUCUCGCCGUUCUCAUCGGUACCGGCGCCAUCACCACAAUCAGCACCACGAUCAUCACAGGAACAGGAGGCACGGAAGAGAGGGCAACAAAGCCGGAGGGGACGGCCACGGCUACUACAGAACCAAAUAAUACAAUGCCAAGCAGAACCCCUGAAGACAGACAGUAGUUCAUAUCACUCCUAUCUCUUCUCAUGCCUCUCUCUAUACUCUAUGCUUAGCUUUACUCCUGCUGAUUUAACAGAAAUCUUUAAACUUGCAGCUGAUCCUUAGGUUUCGUUGUUUUAACCUCCUUUAACUGAGGUCCAUGUGAACACUUACUCUCUUGUCACUCUUCCUCCCGUCUCCGUAGAGUCUCCGCAAGUAUAGCAAACUGUAACCUUUUCUUGGUCUAUAAUUCUGACAGCAGUGUGGAGGCACCAGUGACUGUAUGCAUGUCAGACUGUAAACUUCACCCGAACCCCAGCUGUGGAUGGCACAGGGGGAACAGAAGUGUUUGUGUGUGUACCGUGGAUUUUUUCAUAGAGCGUUUGAGUAGCUGCUCUGUUUUCUUCUACUGACAAAACUUUGUUUUAAUACUUUCUGUUUUUGUGAUUUUACUAUUUAUUAUAAAUGCUAGUGAGCAUGUGUUUUGUUUUUUUACUCACACUCCGGAGUCUCAUUUUUCUACAAGUCAAUCAGUAACACAGUGAACCAUUUGUUUCUCUCUAAUAUUUUUUUUUUUGUAAAUACUGUGAUGUGCAUUGCUGGCUGAUCCCAGAUCAAGAGAUGGACCUUUAUCCUUUGAAAUAAACCAUCUGAGAACCUGUUAUCAUAGAUUAAGAGAGUGGAAUAAUAAGAUACUUACUAGAGAUAAAUGCUUGAUUGUAUCAGAUUUGCUUAACACACUCGACCUUUGCACGACUGUACUUACAUGAUAGUAGGAUGUCACUUUUUUUUCGUCUUUGGUCCUUUUGAUAUUUGAUCAGUCAUUCCCCUUUUUUGGUGUUCUUGUGACUUUUUGUCCUGUUGUUGUAUUCCGUUCUUAAUAAAGUGAAUUUAAAAGGAUAGAAA
Messenger RNA from Oryzias melastigma (Indian medaka), 5151 nucleotides. RefSeq names its product neurocan core protein. The record is from RefSeq and is a predicted model, not a curated record. Gene Ontology annotation, biological process: cell adhesion. Lineage: Eukaryota; Metazoa; Chordata; Actinopteri; Beloniformes; Adrianichthyidae. Gene Ontology annotation, molecular function: hyaluronic acid binding; calcium ion binding. Bases 620 to 4231 code for a protein of 1203 amino acids. The transcript has 20 exons.